AUGUAAAUAUAAAAACUCAGUAGAGAUUCUAUAUAAAAUAUUUGUGUUUCUUAAGUAAUAAUAGAUCUUUCUGCAUGUAAACAAAAAAAAACAAAAAACAAAAAAACAAAAAUAAAAAAAGGUGUAAAGGAAUUACUAGAAAAUAGCAUAGAUGCUAAAUCAACACUUAUAGAAAUUCAACUAAAAGACCAAGGACGAGACGGCAUAAUUGUAAAAGAUAAUGGCCAUGGCAUAUCAAAGGAAAACUUAGAUAAAAUAGCCUAAAAAGGUUGCACAAGUAAAUUAAAAGUAUUCGAAGAUUUAGAAAAUUUAACAUCAUAUGGAUUUCGAGGAGAAGCAUUAAACGCGAUUAGUCUUUUGAGCGAUUUGAAUAUAAAUACAAGGACUAAGGAUGAUCCUAUAGGUUAGAAAUAUUCAUUCAAUCAAUAAAAUAUAGAGGGCUAGAUAAUUAAAAAAAACAUAAGUAUGGAAAUAGGUACUACUAUAUAAUUAAGCAAUUUAUUCGCAAACAUACCAGUAAGGAGAUAAGAAUUAGUUAAAAAUAUUAAUUUUUAAUAUAAUAAAAUAGUAAAUUUAGUAACAGAAUAUGCUUUAAUUUGUACUCAAAUUUAAAUUUUUUUGAUCAAUUUUUCAGAAAAAAAUACAAGGAAUGUUAUUAUAAAUUCAGGAAUGCCUAUGGGGGAUAUUUUAGGAAAAAUUAAGUAGGUAUUAGGAGAAAAAAUAGGGUAAUAAUUAGUAUAGUUUAAAUUGGAAUUUAAUAACGGUAAUAGUGUUUUAAAAGGAUUUAUUUAAAAAAAUAUAUAAAGCGGGUCUUAAAAAGCAAAUGUAGGCAAAAAUAUUACUUUUAUGUAUAUAAACGGAAGACCUGUAAAUUAGUUAAAGAAAAUAAAUUAUGUUUUUAAUGAAUUUUAUAAAAAAUAUAAUUUAAAUAGUAAGUAUAUAUAUGUUUUGGAACUAGUUACUCCGGUCAAAAAUUUAGAUUUUAAUGUGUCACCCGAUAAGAGAGAAGUUUUCUUUUAGUUAGAAGGAGAACUUGUGAAUUAAUUAAGAGCUAAAAUGAAAGAAAUAUUAGAAAAGGAAGACUUGGUGGAAUAAAAAGUAUUAGGAAGUUUAAAAUAAAAAGAUGAGUUAUAUUAUUAAUAAACAGAAAUAAAAUAGUAAUAAUCAUAAGAUGUUAAAUAAAAAUUAUAAAUAAAAUAAUUCGAAGCGGGUAAUAAUUAGUUUUCAUAUAAUAUUUUUAAUUAUGAAAAAAAUAAAAAUAAAAAUAUAUUUUAAAAUUCUUUUUUAAAUAUUAUUGAAAGUUAAAAAGAUAAUAUAGAAAAAACAAUAAUAAUAAUAAUAAUAAUAAUAAUAAUAAUAGUAUUAAAAUAUAUGAAUAUUCAAAAAAAAAUAUAAAUACUUAAGAAAAAACUUAUGACAAAAAUGAUAAUUAUUAAAAAAAUAUUACUUUUAUCUCUUAAAAUGAAGAAUAAAAACCAUCAAUAAUAGAAUAAUAUAAAUCAUAAGAAUUUCCUGAAUUAUAAGACGAUCAUGAAAAUGUUAAUGUAAUAAAUUCUGAUUUUAAAAAGGAAGAAUUUUUAAAAUUAUAAAUAAUAGGUUAGUUUAAUAAAGCAUUUAUAAUAGCAUUUCAUUCUGAAAAAAAAAUACUGA
Molecule: messenger RNA, 1650 nt
Organism: Ichthyophthirius multifiliis
Lineage: Eukaryota; Ciliophora; Oligohymenophorea; Hymenostomatida
Exons: 2
Biological process (GO): mismatch repair
Cellular component (GO): MutLalpha complex
Molecular function (GO): mismatched DNA binding; ATP binding; ATP hydrolysis activity
Source: RefSeq, a predicted model, not a curated record